Acanthoscelides obtectus is the source of this 558-nucleotide messenger RNA. The record is from the annotation of a GenBank genome assembly. NCBI's taxonomy places the organism in Eukaryota, Metazoa, Arthropoda, Insecta, Coleoptera, Chrysomelidae.
UCGACUCUCGAUCUCUACAGUCACAUCCGUCACAGCGUCACACCGUCUGUCAUCGGUCACCCAUCUGUGAAGUGGCACGUACCACGUAUUUGAUGUUUUGGUUUUUCAAGUGGAUUUUACCGAUAACUUCCCGGAGUUUAAUGGAUUAAUCGUCUGGAGUUUUCGCUGGCUAAGUAAUAAAGCUGAAUCCACGUGGAAUAUUAAUUAAAUCUACAAUAAUUUAAGCACUUCGCUAUCAGAUUUUAUAUAGCAUUCUAAAAAUGGUAGGGUCUGAGAAAUUAAUGAGAUAUGUUUCACCUGUUAACCCAGCAGUUUUUCCACACCUGACGCUAGUAUUAUUAGGAAUAGGAAUCUUUUUCACAGCCUGGUUUUUCGUCUAUGAAGUUACAAGUACAAAGAAAACAAGGGACUUCAAGAAAGAAGUGUCGGUAGCUCUAGUUGCAUCCGUAUUUUCUGGUUUUGGAGUACUGUUUUUGUUAUUAUCAGUUGGCAUAUAUGUCUAAGGACUACAUAUUUAAAUACUUUAUAUUACCAAAUAAACAACAAAUGCUUUCUUAA